Molecule: messenger RNA, 2588 nt
Organism: Otolemur garnettii (small-eared galago)
Lineage: Eukaryota; Metazoa; Chordata; Mammalia; Primates; Galagidae
Gene: ZBTB17
Product: zinc finger and BTB domain containing 17
Exons: 13
Coding region: 4-2484 (826 amino acids)
Biological process (GO): regulation of transcription by RNA polymerase II
Cellular component (GO): nucleus
Molecular function (GO): protein binding; RNA polymerase II cis-regulatory region sequence-specific DNA binding; DNA-binding transcription factor activity, RNA polymerase II-specific
Source: RefSeq, a predicted model, not a curated record
GCCAUGGAUUUUCCCCAGCACAGCCAUCACGUCUUGGAGCAGCUGAACCAGCAGCGGCAGUUGGGGCUUCUCUGUGACUGCACCUUUGUGGUAGACGGCGUUGACUUUAAGGCUCACAAAGCAGUGCUGGCAGCCUGCAGUGAGUACUUCAAGAUGCUCUUUGUGGACCAGAAGGACGUGGUGCACCUGGACAUCAGUAACGCGGCAGGCCUGGGGCAGGUGUUGGAGUUUAUGUACACAGCCAAGCUGAACCUGAGCCCUGAGAAUGUGGAUGAUGUGCUGGCUGUGGCCAGCUUCCUCCAGGUGCAGGACAUCAUCACAGCCUGCCAUGCCCUCAAGUCACUUGCUGAGCCGGCCACCGGGCCUGGUGGAAAUGUGGAGGCUUCGGCCACAGAGGGAGGGGACAAGAGAGCCAAAGAGGACAAGGCUACCGCCACUAUGCUGAGCAGGCUGGACCAAGUGGGAAGCAGUCCACCCACAGGCCCAGGCAGGGAGCUCAAAGAGGAGCGAGGUGGCCAGGCUGAGAAUGCAGCCCCUGGUGCAGAGCAGACGGAAAAGGCUGAUGCCCCCCGGGAGCCGAUGCCUGUGGAACUCAAGCCAGACCCCACGAGUGGCAUGGCUGCUGCAGAAGCAGAGGCUGCGUUGUCGGAGAGCUUGGAGCAAGAAAUGGAGGUGGAGCCGGCCAGGAAAGGAGAAGAGGGGCUGGAGGAGGAGGAGGACGCAGGGCCUACCGAGGUCAAGGAGGAGGGGCUGCAGCUGGAGAACGGCGAGCCCGAGGAGACGGAGGAGUCGGUGGGCACCGAUUCUGGUCAGGAGCUCGGUGCAGAGACCCGGAGCCUGCGCUCUGGCACCUAUGGUGACCGCACGGAGUCUAAGGCCUAUGGCUCCGUCAUCCACAAGUGCGAGGACUGUGGCAAAGAGUUCACACAUACCGGGAACUUCAAGCGCCACAUCCGCAUCCACACCGGCGAGAAGCCCUUCUCGUGCCGGGAGUGCAGCAAGGCCUUUUCGGACCCGGCCGCCUGCAAGGCCCACGAGAAGACGCACAGCCCGCUGAAGCCCUACGGCUGCGAGGAGUGCGGCAAGAGCUACCGGCUCAUCAGCCUGCUGAACCUGCACAAGAAGCGGCACUCGGGCGAGGCGCGCUACCGCUGCGAGGACUGCGGCAAGCUCUUCACCACCUCGGGCAACCUCAAGCGCCACCAGCUGGUGCACAGCGGCGAGAAGCCCUACCAGUGCGACUACUGCAGCCGCUCCUUCUCCGACCCCACCUCCAAGAUGCGCCACCUGGAGACCCAUGACACCGACAAGGAGCACAAGUGCCCGCACUGCGACAAGAAGUUCAACCAGGUGGGGAAUCUGAAAGCCCACCUGAAGAUCCACAUCGCAGACGGGCCCCUCAAGUGCCGGGAGUGCGGGAAGCAGUUCACCACCUCAGGUAGGGCCAGGGCUGUCCUGGCUGCCCUCAUACCACUGCUCCCCGGCCACCUGGUGGCGCCCCAAACCAGGCCUGCCCUUGGUCUCGCCACAGGGAACCUCAAGCGGCACCUGCGGAUCCACAGUGGAGAGAAGCCCUACGUGUGCAUCCACUGCCAGCGGCAGUUUGCGGACCCCGGCGCUCUGCAGCGGCACGUCCGCAUCCACACGGGUGAGAAGCCAUGCCAGUGUGUGAUGUGCGGCAAGGCCUUCACCCAAGCCAGCUCCCUCAUCGCCCACGUGCGCCAGCACACCGGGGAGAAGCCUUACGUCUGCGAACGCUGCGGCAAGAGGUUUGUCCAGUCCAGCCAGCUGGCCAAUCAUAUCCGCCACCACGACAACAUCCGCCCACACAAGUGCAGUGUGUGCAGCAAGGCCUUUGUGAACGUGGGGGACCUGUCCAAGCACAUCAUCAUCCACACGGGAGAAAAGCCUUACUUGUGUGACAAGUGUGGUCGUGGCUUCAACCGGGUAGACAACCUGCGCUCUCACGUGAAGACUGUACACCAGGGCAAGGCAGGCAUCAAGAUCCUGGAGCCAGAGGAGGGUGGUGAGGUCAGCGUGGUAACUGUGGACGACAUGGUCACACUGGCCACUGAGGCAUUGGCAGCCACAGCUGUCACUCAGCUCACAGUGGUGCCAGUAGGGGCCGCAGUGACAGCUGAUGAAACGGAAGUACUUAAAGCUGAGAUCAGCAAAGCUGUGAAGCAAGUGCAGGAAGAAGACCCCAACACUCACAUUCUCUACGCCUGUGACUCCUGUGGGGACAAGUUCCUGGACGCCAAUAGCCUGGCUCAGCACGUGCGGAUCCACACGGCCCAGGCCCUGGUCAUGUUCCAGACGGAUGCGGACUUCUAUCAGCAGUAUGGGCCAGGCAGCACGUGGCCAGCUGGGCAGGUGCUGCAGGCUGGGGAGCUGGUUUUCCGCCCCCGGGAUGGGGCUGAGGGCCAGCCUGCACUGGCAGAGACCCCCCCCACAGCUCCUGAAUGUCCACCACCUGCUGAGUGAGCAGACAGCUCUUCCCUGGACUGUUUAUUUAAAGAUGGGUGGCAUCCUGGAACUGAGAAGGGUGGCCCCAUUCCCUAGAGAGAAUAAAUUUGAUUAUUUUCUAA